UAGUGGAACUCCAGAGGAAAUCCGCAUCACUGUUGCUAAUGUAGAUUUGGCUCUCAGUAAAGGGGAAGUGGAAAUAGCGCUAAGCAUGCUGAGAAAUAUCACCCCAAGCCAACCAUAUUAUACUGAGGUUAAAGAAAAGAUGGCUCAGAUAUACCUUCAGAUACGGAAGGAUAAGAGACUAUACAUUGGAUGUUAUUGCGAACUGUGUGAACAAUUGCCAAGUCCUCAUACUAGCCUUCUCUUGGGAGAUGCUUACAUGAAUGUUCAAGAGCCAGAGAAAGCUGUGGAAGUAUACGAAGCAGCUCAAAGAAAGAAUCCUUUAGAUGCAACACUGGCCAGAAAAAUUGGACAAGCAUAUGUGAAAACUCAUCAAUAUAGCAAGGCUAUUAAUUAUUAUGAAGUAGCUCUAAAGAUGAGUGAGCAGGACUUCUUGUGCCAUGAUCUUGCUGAACUCCUCCUCAAACUCAAGAAGUUUAACAAGGCAGAAAGGGUUCUGAAUCAAGCUAUGGACCAUGACUCUGUUAAUGACUUGCCUUCCAUGAUGAAGGAUGUCAAGAGCCUGAUUUUACUAGCAAAGGUUUACAAAAACAAUAAAAAAGAAGAAGUGAUGGGAAUUUUGAACAAGGUAAUUCAUGAGGUUAUACAAGCCAUAUACAAUGCUAGAGAUAUUCCCUAAUCAUUUAUCAGUAAAAAUAGCUUAACUUCUUCUUUGAGUAGAUGCAGCUGUGUAUCCUACGUAGGGUGCUGAAGCCACAGAAUUUUGCCUAGCAGUACCUGUAGGAGCGCAAUGCUCACUCUUUGUGGCCUCCAGUUGUCCCAUCCAGGUCUGACAGUUCAGGGGCAGAACCCAUCCCUAGUGCAAGUGACUGCUUCAUCAUUGUCCCCCGAUGAUUUGAUGGUACCAGGCUCCCCUUUUCCCUCAGUGCCUGAGGACUUCAAGGCCUACCAGGACCUUUUGUGUGAUGUGGCUGCUAUGUUGGGCAUCUAGGCAGAGUUCCUGCAGGAGAAUAUUCACAAACUAUUGGAUAUUCUCCAGCUGUCUGCCCUGGGGACAGUAGCCCUUCCUAUUAAAGAUAUAUUUAUGAAGCCUGUAAAGGUUCUUUGGAGUAAUCCGGUUUUUGUGCUGCCUGCGGUGAAGAGUUCAUAGAAAUGCUGUUUGGUACCUAUGCAGGGUUUGGGGGGCUUCUAUUCCCACCUGGUCCCCAAUUCCCUGGUUGUGACUGUGGUGAAUGAUAGGACCCAGCAGGAUAGGUAUAAAUCUACCCCCAAGGACAAGGAGUCCAAGAGGCCUGACUUAAUGGGUAGAAAAAUCUCAACCUCCUCUUCCCUACAAAUGCAUAUUGCAAACCAGCAGGCAUUACUGUCAAAAUAUGAUUUCAUUAAUUGGACAGCUAUGUCUAAGUUUGUAGAUCAGUUACCUGAAGCCUUCAGGGAGAAAUUUUGAGUGUUUGUAGCUGAGGGCUGUUUGGUGGUCAAGACAUCCUUGCAAACUGCUUCGGAUGUGGCAGUUACAUUGGCCAGAGUUAUGGCUUCAGCAGUAACCAUGCAAAGGGCAUCUUGGCUGCAAAAUUCAGGCAUUGCACCCAGUGUGCAGCAGGUUACUGAGGACCUGUCCUUUGAUUGAUCAGUUCACUCACUGAUGAAAACUUGAACUCAUUUAAAGACUCAAGUUCUACCCUAUGCGCUCUGUGGGUGUAUACUCCAGCAGUGCAGAGAUGCCAUUUCGAUAGUUAGCAGCAGCACCAACAGUACCACUUGCAAUGCUCCUUCGGGCCGUCCUUCCCUCCCUUGAGGCAGAAAGACUACUCCAGAAGGGGUCAUAGAUCCCAGAGGCAGAGGCCUUUGGGUCCUUGGUUCGGCCAGUCAACUUGUUCUCCCCCGGUGUCUACCAAGAGUCUAUUUUGACUUCUUUGUCAAGGGCAGUAAUCCAGUCGUGACCUCUAUAUACCCG
Messenger RNA from Caretta caretta (loggerhead turtle), 1951 nucleotides. Lineage: Eukaryota; Metazoa; Chordata; Testudines; Cheloniidae. The record is from RefSeq and is a predicted model, not a curated record.